Molecule: messenger RNA, 1247 nt
Organism: Colletotrichum acutatum
Lineage: Eukaryota; Fungi; Ascomycota; Sordariomycetes; Glomerellales; Glomerellaceae
Exons: 2
Coding region: 145-1140 (331 amino acids)
Source: RefSeq, a predicted model, not a curated record
UGACGCUGACGAGAGCCUUGAAGGAUGGUAAGAUGAGGCUCUUAUAUCGCAAAACUCAUAAGUAAAGCCAGCUCAACGCUGCCUGAGCCUAAUGCUCCUGUCACAUUCACCACCUUUUUCCAUCAAACGCCAGAAACCAUCAAGAUGACCUCCGAAGCUGUCUCGACAACUUCACCCGUUGUAGAAGAUGCGUGGAAGUCCCUCGUCGAGCGCAGUAUUAAUGAAUGGAAUGCGCCGAGUGGGAAAAUGCACGAUUUCGCGAUGGGCUUUUUGCAGAAUUACACGAGCCUAGACGAUUUUCUCUGCAGUCCACGGGAACUACCGCUCUUUUGGUUCUUUCAAAGAAGAGAAGCCUUCCUUUCGCAAAAGACAUUCACGAAAUGGAACAGAGAUCGGCUCGAUGACUAUGUUCUUCUUCCUGCCCUCAACAACUUCGUCAUGCGGUCAGAGUGUUUUUUCGUCAGCCACUUCUGGACUACGAGCGACGAUCCAGAUCCUGAUGGCUCUUGCCUGCGUCUUCAUCAGAAAGAGCUUGGGCUUCAGAGUUGGUCGCACAUCUGGGUCGAUUGGACUUGUCUGCCCCAGUACCCCCGGAGCGAGAGUGAAGAGGAAUACUUCCUGCGAGGGUUGGAGACGAUGCCUGGAAUCAUUCGAAACUGUGGUUUCUCGUGGUUCUAUCCAGGGUUUGAGCCGCGACUCUGGAUCCUGUAUGAAAUUGCAGAGUAUACGCUGACCUGUGAUGGCGGAAUCGAAGAGUUUGAAGAUAAUCAGGAGUUUGUGAAGCACAUUCAAGAAAUGCAGGAAACUAGCGUUCGAUCGGUGUUAAGCAAAUACGGAUACAGGUGUAGCGACGAUCGGGACAAAGACUACUUGACGUCAUGCCUGGAGAUUCUUUGUUACUUGAUACGGUUUGGCAUAGACAUGGGCGAUGUCAGAAGACUAAUGUCCAACGUCUUGUGGUUUUCUUUCACUCCGGAUAUAAUGUACCAGAGUCACCUUGGACUUGUGCGAAUUUUGAGAUUCGAAGGGGUGCUGGAAUUUCAAGGACAACAUUACGAGUUCACACCGUUCCCUAAAUGGGCAAAGGGCAAGUACUCCGCUAAUGCAAGACAUUUGGGGAACAUCGAGCCUCCUAGUUAGGUAUGCCCGUGUAACAACACGAGCAAUGGCAGAAUAGUGAAAGCAAAGCAGACGUGCAUGGUUCGGUUACAUAUCAAGCAGCCAGGGAUAUAUGUGCAGUUGGGCAG